This is a messenger RNA of Yamadazyma jaroonii, 900 nucleotides long. The record is from the annotation of a GenBank genome assembly. Lineage: Eukaryota; Fungi; Ascomycota; Pichiomycetes; Serinales; Debaryomycetaceae.
AUGUGGCAACCUAAAGGUAAUAUGACAUGGGAUUAUCAUUUGAAAAGUGUUCCUCAAAAUUUCAGUGAGUCGAUAGAUGUAUAUGAUAUUGAUGUCUUGGAUGCUUCCAAAGACAUAAUUGACGAUCUUCACGAGGCUGGUAAGAAGGUUAUCUGUUAUUUUUCUGCAGGAAGCUAUGAAGAUUGGAGAGAUGAUGCUGAUAAAUUCAAUAGUGUUGAUCUCGGUGAGCCAUUAGAUGGAUGGAAAGGGGAAAGAUGGUUAGAUAUUCGAUCCUUAAACGUUCGUAAUAUAAUGACCCAAAGGAUAGAAUUAGCUAAAUCAAAAAACUGUGAUGCCAUAGAUCCUGACAAUAUAGAUGGAUAUGACAAUGACAAUGGUUUCAAUCUUACUGAGAGCGAUUCCAUUGAUUUUGUCAAAUUUUUAGUCAAAACAGGUCAUUCCAAUGGAAUGUCCGUGGGUUUGAAAAAUGGUGGCUCAAUAGUUGAUGACUUGGUCAACGAUGUAGACUUUUCAGUUCAAGAACAAUGUGUUGAAUAUAAAGAAUGUGAUCUUUAUGAAGAAUUCAUCGAUCAAGGAAAGACUAUAUUCCAUAUAGAAUAUCCUAAGGGUGAUAAAUCUAAUUCUAAUCCAUUUACCGAGAAGCAAAUUGAUAAAUAUUGUGACAGUAAUAUGGCCAAAGGGUUUUCGAGUAUCCUUAAAAACAUGAAUUUGGAUUAUUUGUUAGUAGAAUGUUCUUCCAAAUUCAGCGAAGCUGAUGUUGCGUCCUCACUGGAUUUUAUUUCCAUAUCGUCACCCACUACUAGUAAAGAAGACUCUGAAUCAUCCUCAGAGAAUAAAGGAUUGUUGAACGAGAGAAACUUUGUUUUGACAACAUUGGCAUUUGCUGCCAGUUUCAUUUGA